Molecule: messenger RNA, 855 nt
Organism: Ambispora gerdemannii
Lineage: Eukaryota; Fungi; Glomeromycota; Glomeromycetes; Archaeosporales; Ambisporaceae
Source: the annotation of a GenBank genome assembly
AUGUCAAAAAUAACCACAACUUUCGAUUUCGACAAUGUUGCCUGCAAUAUUCGACCAAGCUACGAAUCCGAAGAUGAUCACGACACUCAUGAUUUCUCAAUACUAAAUCCAAUAAUGAAAAUUUUCAAAGACGGCAAUGCCAAAUGGGUAAAAGAUACAAAAUUGGCCAAAGAUAUCGAAAAUUGGCUGGCAACUCAUAAAAUAGCGCCAAAAUAUUUAUUUGAGUUGCUACUUGAUAAACAUGGGGUAGAGCCGGAAAAUGCUGACGUCGCUUGCUUGCUCGCGCUUCUCUAUUACAACGGAUUGGGAGCCGAGAAAAGUGGGAAAAAAGCAUUCAAGAUGCUGAAGGAGAUUGCACAAAAAGGUGAUAGUUUUGCUGCGAUACAGCUUGGAUGCUGUUAUGAGAUUGGAAUUGGGACAACUCAAGAUGAAUUUGAGGCAUUCUAUUGGUACUCUAAAUCGGCGAAAUCCGAUUUUGCCGGUGGAUAUUGGUAUAUGGCCGCAUGCUAUGAGCAAGGAGUCGGCACAAAACAAAACUACAAAUCAGCCGUCCAGUAUUAUCAAAAAUCUUUAGAUAUGGGUUGUUUUCCCGCUGCUCUUUACCUAGCAAAAUGUUACCGAAGUGGAAUCGGAGUUGAUCAAGAUAUUACGAAAGCAUUUUAUUUAACUUUGAAAGCGACUAGAUGUCAAUUUGGUGGUGCUUAUACCGAAACUGGGAGAUAUUAUUCAUGCGGUCGUGCCACUACAAAGGAUGUUCAUAAAGCUAUAAGAUUCUUUCAUUUAGGUAUAGAGAAUGAAGAUGACGAGGCUUAUGGCCAGAUUGUGAAAUUGUUUUAUCCACUCAUUGUGGGCUAA